AUGACUUCCUCAUCAAAAGUUCAGCGUUUGAAAGUAACGGUUAAAAUUCAGUGGUUCAGUUGGCUGACAUAUUUCAUCAAAAGACCAAGCAGCGACAACAUGUUGUUCAGAUCAAUGGCAACAGCAGGUUUAGGGACUAAGUUGUCUCUUUGUCAGAGGACCCUUUUUUUAUCGGGGCUAACUACUAUAAAAAACGCAGCAUCACUCAUACCCAAACGUUAUAAUGUAACCAAUGCCACUGAGCUUAAGGAGACACCUAAGGGAUCCCAAAUGCUUGAGAAAUAUAAAUUGCCUAAACAAUCACAGUUUGAAGGUUCCUACCAGGAGGAAUAUGAGAAGAUCACUAAGUAUGCGUUGCUUCCACUAACAGUCAUUCCAUUUUAUGCAUCAUUCACAGGUGAAGUGCUUCACCCCCUAAUAGAUGGAACAUUAGCCAGUUUAUUUUUGUUGUAUACACAGUACGGGUUUACUAGUCUUAUUAUUGACCAUCUGCCGAAAGAGAAAUAUGGGAGGUGGCACAAAGCUGCUGUGUACUUUCUUUAUUCGUGUUCAGCAUUGAGUUUGUAUGGGGUCUAUGAACUGGAAACGAAAAAUAAUGGUUUAGUUGAUUUGAUAAAAAAACUAUGGAAUGAUGAUGACUCACAUUUGUACAUAUUUGGAAGAGACUAA
Naumovozyma castellii is the source of this 669-nucleotide messenger RNA. RefSeq names its product Tim18p (gene TIM18). The transcript has a single exon. Lineage: Eukaryota; Fungi; Ascomycota; Saccharomycetes; Saccharomycetales; Saccharomycetaceae. The coding region runs from base 1 to 669 and encodes 222 amino acids. The record is from RefSeq and is a predicted model, not a curated record.